Molecule: messenger RNA, 3877 nt
Organism: Monodelphis domestica (gray short-tailed opossum)
Lineage: Eukaryota; Metazoa; Chordata; Mammalia; Didelphimorphia; Didelphidae
Source: RefSeq, a predicted model, not a curated record
UUUUUGAUCUCCCAGAAGACUUUUUCUCCUCAGAGAUUUUUUUUGUUCUCAGCGACUUUUCCCCACCUUGAUUUUUUUCAGUUUUGCCACCCUAGAGACUUUUCGCCUUCUCCGGAGCUGAUUUUCCUUCAGCUCUUCCGGAGACUUUCUGCCUCUCCACCUCGCCUCCUCAAAGACUUUUCACCUCACCUUCUCCACAGCUGAUUUUCCAUCAGCUCUCGGGACUUUUCCUCUACUCAAAAACUUUCUCCUCAAGAGACUUUUCCGGCCUCAGAGACUUUUCUCUUCCCCAUUGACUUUUCUCCACCUCAGAACUUUCGCCCGCCCCUCCCCCACCUGCGGCCUGCGCUGACUGGACAGUACCAUCUUUCAUCGAACGUCCCCGCCGCUUCGUUGGUAUCUCCCCUUGGUGACGUCAUUUCCAGGUACUGUUGCUAAGGCCUCUCGGUCCUUGGUUUGUUAGUUCAGUUGGUCGUCUUCGGUCAGGUGCGCAGUAACAGAGACUGAGUGAGUGUCCCUCCCUGACCUCUCCCCUGGGGUUAGCCAGGUCUAGUGGGGUCCCCGCCUUGGGCGACUGCCCUCGAGGCCUCCUCUAUCAUCACCUGCACUUGUAGACUGCCUCAACCUCCACCUCCGCCGCCUCCUCCUUCUCCUUCUCCUCCUCCUUCCUCCUCCUCCGCUUCCACUGCCUCCGUUGCCUCCGCCGCCACCAUAGCCCAAACCUCCUCCUCCUGAGCAGCGGCCAUUUACUUCCAGCUGCUCUCACGUCCCAUCCCCACCCUCCCGUGCCACAGUCGAGGCCAGGGGCCGAGCCUCAGUUGUCUCUUUUGGGUCCCGGCCUAAAUCGGGGCCACCGUCUCCUGGCAUCAUCCCCCGCCUCCGCCGAGUCCGCAGGCCUUCCCCUAUCCUGGGCCACCGUCACCAGACCCGCAGAGAUGUCAACCCCCGAGUCCCCCAAAGACAUGGAGAUCAGCGAAUGCGAGAUGACCUCAUGCAGCGCUACGCCGAACAUCACCAAAACCUCCUCGUCCUCGGUGGUGGCAACGCCAACGUCCCUAGUCUCCAUGGCAUCCGUUGGCACAGACGAGGACCUGGUAGAAGAAGAGGAAGAGGCUAUGUUGGUAUCAGGGUACGGAGCCGCCGUUUUGGGCACCGCAAUGCACGUGGAGCGAGAGCUGGAGGCGCUGGACAGGAGCAACGGGUGGCCACAGGCCUACCUGGAGGUGGGGAACCAGUGUCACGACUACCCAUACCGAGUAGCUCGAGCACCAGAGAACAGGCCCCGCAACCGCUACCGAGACGUGAGCCCCUACGACCACAGCAGGGUUCGCCUGAGGGCAGCGACCCGAGCCCCUGGGGGGGGCUUCCACCCGGGGCUGGGCUUGGCCUUGGCCGUGGCCGGGGAUUCCGGUUUGUCAUGCGGAUCCUUGAGCGGAACCAGCGGCGACAAAGGCGGGAGCGGAGACAUGCAGAACGACUACAUCAACGCCAACUUCGUCAUGGUAGAAGAAGCCCAGAGGAGCUAUAUUCUAACCCAGGGUCCCCUGCCCAAUACGUGUAGCCACUUCUGGCUUAUGGUGUGGCAGCAGGAUAGCAAGGCCGUGAUAAUGCUUAACCGGUUGGUGGAGAAGGAUUCUAUCAAGUGCUCCCAGUACUGGCCAUCCAGCCAAGGUGAGAGUCUCCUCUUUGAGGAGAUGGGCAUCAGCGUCCACAUGAUGGGGGAGGAUGUGGGGCCCUACCACACAGUCCGUUACUUGAGUCUGCAGAACACAAUGACCGGAGAGGCCCGGGCCAUCUCCCACUUCCACUACAACAACUGGCCUGAUUUUGGGGUACCUGAAUCCCCAGCCUCUUUCCUCUCUUUCCUUUUCAUGGUGCGGGAGUCUGGCUGCCUCAGCUAUGAGCGGGGGCCUGCGGUUGUUCAUUGCAGUGCUGGCAUUGGGCGUUCUGGCACCUUUGCUCUGAUUGAUACCUGUUUGGUCCUGAUGGAGAAGAAAGAACAUCCCUUUUCCCUGAAUAUCAGAAAAGUACUGGUGAGCCUGAGAAAGUACCGGAUGGGACUUAUUCAGACCCCAGAACAGCUAAGAUUCUCAUACGUGGCAGUCAUUGAAGGGGCAAAAUUCCUCAUGGGAGAUGAAAAUGUCAGGAAAAAGUGGAAACAACUUACCACUGAGGACCAUGCUCGUAGCUACAGCUUUGAUAGUUCUCCACCUCCAAGUGGAAUAAUAUCUAAAAAGCACAAAGCGUUCAGGCUGGUUUUAAACCUUGAUGAUGAUGAUGAUGAUGAUGAUGAUGAUGAUGAUGAAAUAGGUGAUGAGUCAGAUUUUUCAGAUCUAGCCACUAGAAUGCCAGAUUCUGGGGAAGAGAGCUCUGAAGGUGGCACCCGUAAACGAGGUCUAGAUGAAUGUAAACCUGGUACCAGUCGUGAUGAGAAUCCAAAGGUGGAGGGGUCAAAUAAGACCAGAUUUAAAAGAAAAAGACUGAAUCUGUAAGACAUUUGAAUAAUUCAGGCAUACAAAAAUAAGACCUAAAAUCCUCUCUCUAAAAUAUUCAAAGGCAGGAGAAAAUGCCUCAAAGAUACCUGUUUAUAAUUCGAACUGCAUACAUCCAGACUAAAGAAACAUCACCAGAAAAACUUCAUUUAAUUUGUAAAAUGUUUGAGAUGCUUUAAAAAAAAUUAGACCUUUCAAAACCUGUAAAUUUCAUUAGUUGUUGAGUAUUUUUAAAUGUUUAUAAGAAUUGUAGAAAAACAAAAUGGAUGAAAACACUAUAUACUAUUAUUAUUUCAGUAUUUUAUGUUUUGGGCAGCAUUAAGUUCUUUACACUAAAAAAUAUUAAGAUGUUUAUCAUUUUAAAGUGUAUAUUAGUUCCUCAAAGACCUCCACCUUGACUUUUGAAAAAUUUAAGUAUAUAUUGAGUAGCAAUAGAAGUAAAUAACUUAAUAUCAGUUUAAUUACUGGAAAAUAUUUAUUCACUUAACUACUUAAAUUACUAAAUAACUACAUUACUUUGCCAACAUUAAAUGUUUUCUUGGUGGAAAAAAUAUUAAAGCUUUAAAUAAUAUUUAUCUUUGACAAGCAUUUUAGUAACUUCAGAGAUUGACUGAUUUAAAAAAAUUUAUAGUAAACCUAAUAUUAAAUAGCAAUAUAAAUAAGUGACUUGUUUAAUAUCUGUUUAUGUUACUGAAAAAAUACCUAAUGGUUUAACUAUUUAAAGUACUUAGUAUUUACAUUAUUUUACUAGCAUUAAAUGUUUUCUUAACUAAAAAAAGUUUUAACUAAGAUGUAUUAUUUUAACAUGCAUUUUAGUAUCUUCAAAAAUGGACUGAUUUUAUAUAUUUUAUAGUAAACAGCAUUUACUAGCAUUACAAAUAAGUGACUUGUUUAGUACAUGUUUACAUUACUGAAAAUAUACUUAAUGGUUUAACUAUUUAAAGUACUUAGUAUUUACUUUAUUUUACUAGCAUUAAAUGUUUUCUUAACUAAAAAAAGUUUCAACUAAGAUGUAUUAUUUUAACAUGCAUUUUAGUAUCUUCAAAGAUGGACUGAUUUUAUAGUAAACAGUAUUUACUAGCAAUACAAAUAAGUAACUUGUUUAGUAUCUGUUACAUUACUGGGAAAAUACUUAAUUAUUUAACUGUUUAAAGCAUUUAGUAACUAUUCACAUUAUUUUGCCAGCAUUAAAUGUUUUCUUAACUAAAAAAAAUGUUUAACUCAAGAUAUGCAUCAUUUUAACAUGUAUUUCAGUAACUUCAAAGAUUGGCUGCUUUUUAAUAAUUUACCAUAAGUGAAAUAUUCAACAUCAUUAUUAAACUUGCUUAGCAAAUGUUCAUUUAUAUUUAUUUGAAAUUAUUAAAAUAAAACAACUUUUCACUCUC